AGGGCUUCAUCAAAUACCCUGGUUCUUCAUGGUCGACAUUUUGGUUGCACAGUCUUUGCACUGUGUAACUAUCCUGCUCUUCUGACUUUGGGCAUACUGCGCCUGGAAGAAUUACAGGACACUCUCAUUGAGGAUUAUCCUGCAGACAUUCGACGGGAACACAGGGUGUUCAUGGAGCUCAUUGAUUUGUACCCUGGUCUUCUAGAUCAUCUAACAAAUAGCGAGGAGGAGGAUGUCAUUCACGUGGGGGAAUUGAUGGGUAAAGGAGCCUCUGGUGCACGAGGCGAUGACACGAAGACCCUCAAAUCUGUGGUUCUUGAGUGGCUUGUGCUGAGAGGACAAGUAGUCAUACCGCCCCUCUCCAGAAACAUCAAGUCUGACCGUGGAUUCAAUCACGAGGUCACUGGUGCAUUGCUCUGUCCCGCAGGUCUUGACUCGUCGAAUGCAGAAACCAAACAGAGUCUCAAAAGCAGUGAAACUGCAGUCCGUGGUGACCAAUGGCCCAUGUUCUUGUAUGCUGGGUAUGUCUAUGAUUCUGACGAUCCGUGGAAGGGUUUACUGAGGAGCGAGAUCGUA
Suillus bovinus is the source of this 576-nucleotide messenger RNA. RefSeq lists its product as uncharacterized. The record is from RefSeq and is a predicted model, not a curated record. The transcript has 4 exons. The annotation marks the transcript as partial. Lineage: Eukaryota; Fungi; Basidiomycota; Agaricomycetes; Boletales; Suillaceae.